Molecule: messenger RNA, 1267 nt
Organism: Tribolium castaneum (red flour beetle)
Lineage: Eukaryota; Metazoa; Arthropoda; Insecta; Coleoptera; Tenebrionidae
Product: vacuolar protein sorting-associated protein VTA1 homolog
Exons: 2
Coding region: 96-1229 (377 amino acids)
Source: RefSeq, a predicted model, not a curated record
GCACUAAAUAGUUUUUACCACAAAUAUGUAAUAAAGAUUUUGGCGUUACUGGUGUUGUGUUUAUUGGAUGACAACAUUGUCAUUUGUGUUUUGCAAUGAAUUUCCAAAUUGUCAGUAAUCAUGAACCAAAGCCAGGCGAAGUGUUGCGUUUGCGAGGCGGUUCGUUCCCGUUUUUCCUGCCGUAUCCCAUGUGUAUGGGUUACCAACACCAUUGUUGCCCCAACAUUUCUUACCAAUGCUUUCCUGGACUGAUGUACAACUCGCCUCUAAGUGGCAUCAGCAAUGGUCCAAUAAUAAUCGUUCCUCUUCCAAAUUUCCAACAAAUACAAGCUCCCAUUCAGGAAGCAGUUCCAGCGGUUUCAUACCAGCCGCUGCAAAUAAGCGAAUGUCCUCCGCAAGACCCUCCUCCAGACGCAAACAGUACUAUUAUCCCUGACAUCCCCAAUAUCCCAAGCAGUACUACUAUCCCCGAGAUCUCCGAGAGCCCCGACAUCCCCGAACCAGUUAUUGAGGAAAAACCGCUCGUUCCUAUAUCAGACAGUCCCUUCGCUUCGCCCCCAUUCAAGAGCUCCUUCAACCAAGCGCGACUCCAUAAAGAGUUCUACCCCCACAUUCCGAAGAGGCAGCCGAGACCGGUGGUUGUGGAAGUACCUAAAGUGGAACGUCCAAAGGACGAAGUGUUUCAUUCGAUGGCGGCUGGAAGUUGCACUUGCAGUGAUGAAUCAGUAAGUGCGCACAAUACUGCGAUGAGUGUUGAAGAAAGAGAGAAAUUAGAAGAGGAAGAAAUUCAACGACGAGAAAUUGAGAAAUAUCAGCGGGAACAGGAAGACCGGAUUUUGCGCUUUAAGCAACGAAUGCUACAACAAGAACUUCAAGAGGGAUCGCCAGUGACGCCACAACGAGGGCAACAACAGAUGCAUGCGUCGCCAGUGACGCCACAGCGAGUGCAACAACAGAUGCAAGCGUCGCAAGUGACGCCACAGCGAGUGCCACAACAAAUACAAGCGUCGCAAGUGACGCCACAGCGGGUGCAACAACAAGUGCAACAACAACAAUUAGAUCCUGAGGAAGUGGCUAGAUUGAAAGAGGAACGAAGACAAUUAUUCUUGAUGGGUUUAGAUAAUGAGUUGAGAGAGAGACAGCAAGAAUUGGUACAAAAACGUUUCAUGGACAUAUACAGACAUAGAUGUCGACCGCAAAAAUUGAAACCAAACCAAACUUUAAUGUAGUAGGUAUUGUAGUGCGAACAAUAAAAUUCUGAAAAAUA